Molecule: messenger RNA, 429 nt
Organism: Lymnaea stagnalis (great pond snail)
Lineage: Eukaryota; Metazoa; Mollusca; Gastropoda; Lymnaeidae
Source: the annotation of a GenBank genome assembly
CCUUGUGGGACUACAGCGUCAAAUUUUGACGCGGAGCUCAUAUCUAUGCACAUGGCCCUGGAGAGAGUCCAUAUCACUUUGGAAGGGACGGAACAUGCGGGGCUUGAUAUUGUUGUGUUCUCAGACUCAAGAUCCGCUCUUGAGAUCUUGCAGAAGAGACAGGGUACCACACGCCUGGUCGACAUCAUUCACAACGACAUAUGCAGACUUGGUGAACUAGGGUGCAAGUUCGAAAUACAAUGGAUACCAGGACACGUCAAAAUCAGUGGCAAUGAGAUAGCUGACACUCUGGCGAAAACCGGGGCUGCCCAGCCUCAGCCAGAAGUACCAAUGACUUUCUUGGGAGUCAAAAACUGGCUGGCGGACCACUUCAGACAGAAGUGGUACAGGCAAUGGGCUGACAACACGACCGCCAGAGGCGUCUAUUAA